Trichomycterus rosablanca is the source of this 980-nucleotide messenger RNA. RefSeq names its product stearoyl-CoA desaturase 5-like. The coding region runs from base 1 to 951 and encodes 316 amino acids. The transcript is spliced from 5 exons. Gene Ontology annotation, molecular function: stearoyl-CoA 9-desaturase activity; iron ion binding. The record is from RefSeq and is a predicted model, not a curated record. NCBI's taxonomy places the organism in Eukaryota, Metazoa, Chordata, Actinopteri, Siluriformes, Trichomycteridae. Gene Ontology annotation, biological process: unsaturated fatty acid biosynthetic process. Gene Ontology annotation, cellular component: endoplasmic reticulum membrane.
AUGCCUGAGUUUGGGGUCAGUGAGGGCUGUAGUGGUUCCUCUGAUGAUGAUGGUGCGUCUGAUGGAGUCGAGAUCCGCGGCCGCUGGCACAUCGUCUGGAGAAACGUUAUUCUCAUGAGUCUGCUUCAUCUUGGCGCAUUUUACUCCCUGUUCCUCAUCCCCAAAGCUCAUCCAUUCACUUGGAUCUGGUCAUACAUGUGUUUCAUGUUUACAGCCCUUGGGAUCACUGCUGGAGCCCAUCGCUUAUGGAGCCACAGGUCCUACAAAGCCAAGCUGCCUUUAAGAAUCUUUCUGGCUGUUGCUAACUCCAUGGCCUUCCAGAAUGAUAUCUUUGAGUGGUGCAGAGAUCACAGGGCCCACCACAAGUACUCAGAGACAGAUGCUGAUCCUCACAAUGCAAAGCGUGGCUUCUUCUUCGCACACAUAGGCUGGCUCUUUGUGCUUAAGCACAGGGAUGUUAUUGAGAAAGGCAAGCGCUUGGAUGUGAGUGACCUGCUGGCCGAUCCUGUUGUAGUGUUCCAGAGAAAAUACUAUAAAAUCUCAGUGGUGGUCAUGUGCUUCCUGCUGCCCACGUUGGUACCAUGGUUUUUCUGGGGAGAAAGCAUGUGGAACUCCUACUUCCUGGCCUCUAUCCUGCGCUAUACUAUUUCUCUCAAUGCUGCUUGGUUAGUCAACAGCGCUGCCCAUAUGUAUGGAAACCAACCUUACGACAAGAACAUUAAUCCUCGGGAAAAUCAAUUUGUCACGAUUGGAGCCAUUGGAGAAGGUUUCCACAAUUUCCAUCACACUUUUCCUUUUGACUACUCUGCUAGUGAAUUUGGAAUUCGCUUAAACCCAACAACAUGCUUCAUCGAUCUCAUGUGCUGGCUCGGCCUUGCCAGCAAUCGGAAGAAAGCCUCGCCGGAGAUGAUCAUGGCUCGGAGGCUAAAGACAGGUGAUGGAAGCACUUGAGGAGCCUUGCAACUCUCAGCACCAAUUAA